Nasonia vitripennis (jewel wasp) is the source of this 946-nucleotide messenger RNA. It is a transcript of the gene mRpS11, whose product is annotated as 28S ribosomal protein S11, mitochondrial. Bases 216 to 854 code for a protein of 212 amino acids. Lineage: Eukaryota; Metazoa; Arthropoda; Insecta; Hymenoptera; Pteromalidae. The transcript has 5 exons. Gene Ontology annotation, biological process: maturation of SSU-rRNA from tricistronic rRNA transcript (SSU-rRNA, 5.8S rRNA, LSU-rRNA); translation; ribosomal small subunit assembly. Gene Ontology annotation, molecular function: small ribosomal subunit rRNA binding; mRNA 5'-UTR binding; structural constituent of ribosome. The record is from RefSeq and is a predicted model, not a curated record. Gene Ontology annotation, cellular component: ribosome; mitochondrial small ribosomal subunit.
CGACGCUGCUCUAACCGUCGUCCGUCACUCUUAUCUGCUGUCGGUAAGUCAUCUUCAUCCGGACAUCCGUUACGGUGCGCUGUUGUUUGCGCGACUCGAACUGCAGAGGGCCGGGUUUGUUGUGUUGAGUUUUUGCUCUUCUGCUCGGCUGCCUUGCUUUCGGUGCAACGGCUCGAUACAGCGUAUAGUUUAUAUGUUUGUUUAUUGUAAGGAAAAUGUUUAGACCGGCUUUGAACUUGCUGAGGUUGAUGCCAGGGUCGACUGCGACUCUAGUGAAAACGACGCAGAUCAACGAACUCGCGAACCCAGUGUUGCUGUCGCGGUCUCUGCACCUAACCUCCAAUGUCGCCAAGGAGAGGAGAGAUCUAAGAACUUACAGAAUGUCGAUGCCGGGCAAAGACGAGGGCACUGCAGGAGAAAAAUCCGUUGACAUCGAUGGUCUUGGAGUACAAGAGGAUCUUUUCCCCGAUGAGAAUACGCCAAACAGAUUAUUCGAUGGUAUUCCCUACAAAGAGCUGCCUAUAUUUAACAUAAAGGUCACUCCCAACAACACCAUCAUAACUCUCACAGAUUUCAAAGGAGGUGUACACAUAUUGAAAUCGUGCGGUACUGAAGGCUUUAGAACUGCCAGGAAAGGAACUAAUAUUGCGGCACAGACAACUGCUAUUUCUAUAAGCACAAAAGCUCAGUCCAUAGGUGUUAGAACUGCAAGAGUGCGAAUCCGAGGCAUAGGUCCUGGUCGAUUGGCUGCCAUCAAGGGUCUUCAAAUGGGAGGCACUAAUAUCGUAUCCAUCACAGACAACACCCACGUGUCGUGGUGUCCACCCAGACCAAGAAAACAGAGACGUGUCUAAGCAGAGUAAUUGAAAACUAAGUUUAUGAAUAAUUAAGAUUCUCUUCAACGCCAAUGUAAGUGAAAUAAAGGACAGAGUUUAUUACCAGUUAA